GGUUCCUUGUCAAUUUUUCCCCAAUUCCUGUAAUUUCCCCCACGAAGGAAGCUCCUUUCGUUAUCAUCCAUGGCAGAUCGGACCAGCAACAGCAAUAACAGUAACACGACGGCUGCCGUAGUCAAACCGAUAUGGAUGAAACAAGCCGAAGAAGCCAAGCUGAAGAAUGAAGCCGAGAAAGCAGCAGCCGCUAAAGCCGCCUUCGAAGCCACCUUCAACAAAAAUUCCCAACCAACGGAGCAUCCACAAUCGCCUUUCGCCGUGUCGUUGUCUGAUUCGGAUUCUGAGGAAAUAUCUCAGGAUAAUAACCGGCCGGCGGGGCCGGUGGACCCUGCGAAGUGCACGGCGCAAGGUGCGGGUAUUGCUGGCGGGUCGGCUUGUGUGGGAGCCACUUUUAUUGUGGUAACGAAGGAUGCGGAGGGAAGGAAGGUAACGAGGGGCGGGGCAGAGGUGAAGGUGCGGGUGGUGCCCGGGGUUGGAGUUGGGGGUUCGGAGCAGGACGGGAUUGUGAAAGAUAUGGGAGAUGGGACUUACACUGCCACUUAUGUGGUGUCGAAGAGAGGGAAUUACAUGGUGAAUGUGGAGUGCAACGGGAAGGCUAUCAUGGGCAGCCCCUUUCCUGUCUUCUUCAGCUCAGGAACUCCCACAGGAGGGCUUCUAGGCAUGGCUCCAGCAGCUUCAUUUCCAAAUUUAGUCAAUCAAACAAUGCCAAACAUGCCAAAUUAUUUGGGUUCUGUGUCUGGUGCUUUUCCUGGAUUGCUUGGAAUGAUUCCUGGUGUUGUUACUGGAGCUUCAGGUGGUGCUGUUUUGCCUGGAAUUGGGGCAUCUCUGGGGGAAGUUUGUCGUGAUUACCUUAAUGGACAGUGUGCUAAAACUGGUUGUAAGUUCAAUCACCCCCCUCACAAUCUGUUGAUGACUGCUUUAGCUGCGACCAGCACGAUGGGAACUCUCAGCCAAGUGCCUAUGGCACCUUCUGCUGCUGCAAUGGCUGCUGCUCAGGCAAUUGUUGCUGCUCAAGCCCUUCAAGCCCAUGCAGCUCAGGCCCAUGCUCAAGCUCACUCCACAAAAAGCUCUUCUGGAUCAGCUGAAAAGGAGGAAAAGGCUGAAUCCCUGAAAAAAACUGUGCAAGUUAGCAAUCUCAGCCCACUUCUAACAGUGGAUCAAUUGAAACAGCUUUUUGGUUUUUCUGGCACAGUUGUUGACUGUACUAUCACUGAUUCAAAACAUUUUGCUUACAUAGAAUACUCAAAACCAGAAGAAGCAACUGCUGCUUUGGCAUUGAACAAUAUAGAAGUUGGGGGACGUCCAUUGAAUGUUGAAAUGGCAAAAUCACUUCCUCCAAAGCCUGUUAUGAAUUCGCAAUCAUCUUUGCCUAUGGUGAUGCAGCAAGCUGUUGCCAUGCAACAGAUGCAAUUUCAGCAAGCACUAUUAAUGCAGCAGACCUUGACUGCACAGCAGGCAGCUAAUCGAGCAGCAACCAUGAAGUCUGCAACCGAUUUAGCGGCAGCUAGGGCUGCAGAAAUAAGUAAGAAGUUGCAACCUGAUGGAAUUGUUGCCGGGGAAAAGGAAUCAGAUCGAAAAUCUAGGUCACCGUCUGCUGAUCAUGCAAGGUCAAGAUCCAAGUCAAAAUCUCCUUUCGGUAAUCAUAGAAGACGUAGGUCACGCUCUUUCUCACCACCACCCCGCCGAGCCAGAGAUUCUAGAUCUAGAUCACCAGUAAGAUCUCACCAUUACUCUAGCUAUGAAAAAGAUAGGAGAUCCUUCAGGGAUGGUAAGGAUGGCAGUGAUAGAAGGAAAUGGCAUGAAUCAGGUAGACCGUACAAUCGCCGCUCGCCUGUUUCCAGGAGAUAUAGGAGUAGGAGCGUGAGCCCUCAAACUAAGAAGGCAUAUCGAGACGAUUCGGAGUCACCACCACGCCGUCGAGAAAGUCCAACAGAGAGGACAAGGAAAUCAGCUCGUGUUGAUUCAAGAUCUCCUCGACAUCACAAGAGAAGGUCACCAUCCGCACGAGAUGAUGUAAACAGACCAAAACAUAGAACACGCUCUAGGUCAAGGUCUGUCGAAGCUAAGCAUCACUCUAGUGAUAAGAUAAAUGAUAACAGAGAAGAAAAAUCCAAGCAUCAGGAGAGGAGGCGCCACAGGUCAGCUUCGAAAGAGGAUCAAAGUCAUGGACAAGGUAAAUUAUCGGGAAGAGGUUCAGAUGAAAGAAAAUCGAAACACAGAAGACGUUCCAGAUCCAGAUCUGCCGAGAAUAAAUAUCGCUCUGCUGAUAAAUUGGAUCGGCGGAGAGAGGAGAAAUUGAGACACCAUGAAAGGAGGAGAUCCAGGUCAAGGUCCACUGAAGGAAAGCGACAUAAGGCCAGUAAGACAUCUCCAAAACGGUCUGAUGAUCGUAAAUCCAAGCACCGGAAGCGAUCUAAGUCAAAAUCUGCAGAAAAUAAUCAUAAUACGAAUAAUAUUGGUCUUGGGAUAAGCAAAGAUGAAGAUCUAAGUGAGACACCUGUCAAAUCUGAAGAUGUCCAUGUGGAAAGUGAUGACAACUUGAAGAAUUCCAUGACUGUGAAGGUUGAUGAGGAUGGAGGUGAUGGAGGUCUUCAGAAGAAUUCCAAAGAAAUUGACAGCGACUUCAAGAGAACUGAGGUCCCCUGUGAUGGAAUGAAGUUGCACUGAAGAAAUAUAUGCAUCUGUGCUUUUAGAGGUCUAUGGUUUGGGAUGGUCAAUUUGUGAUCCCAGUUUCUGGAAGAAAACCGUUUCUUAAGAAUUACGCGUUCUCUUUUGGCAAUCAAGAUGAUUAAUUGGUUUGUCGCUGAUCAAAUGAUGAAAGCAUUCUUGUAUUUGUUUCUUUUGCAGGUCCUAUGGAUGGCAAAGUUUGAAGCUGAACUUGAUAUGGUUAAAACAUUCAACCUCAGAUCCAACUGUGCACUGUUUUUUGCAAACUUCUUAAUGAGCUUGAUGUAUGCUGGAUUAUAACCUCUCUAUCAGUAGGUAGAUGUUUUCUUAUUUGUCAGUCUAGUUAAGAACUUUUAUGACUGCAUGUUCUGUUAUUAUGUGAUUUUUAAUUCUACUUGGAAUUCCACCUUCUCCCUUAAGCUGGACGUUGUUGAUGUGAUAUAAUGAUUUGUCUCCUUAACAUUCUCAAUACCAUUCUUUCCUUCUUUCUCUUUUUACACUAUUCUUGAAUAACCUAAACUUUGAAGGAAGAGGAUUAUGCGAGCAUAAUUAAUGCUAAACUGAAAUUUAUCUGGAUGAAUUUAUUCCCUUGUGUAAUAUAGGUCCUUCAAUGGUUCUUACCGCUCAAUUAUGACCUAGUGGAUGAUUACUUCUGGAUUAGUGGUGUGGUUAACAUAGGUUCCACUUCCAAUUUGCAUUUAAUGGUUUUGGUAUGCCUGUGACAUUCCAUGAAGAUGCAGGUGUUUAGGCUGGUGUCUUAAUCAGAUGAAUUGGCUGGGUCAAAUUUUAACUGAUAGUUCAUAAAAGUUGUUUGGUUUAGGCAAGCUUCCCGUAAAGCUGACUGCAGCCAGAUGUUCCUGAGACGGUUUAGCAUCAUUUUUUCUCCUUGUUGAGUGUGAGCAGAAUGGCUAACUUACUGUGUCUAAUUUUUUGGUCAAAGUAAUUUGUUGUUCAUACACAGGUAAUUUUUUGUUUAAGCAUUGGUUUUUGGGCUUUUUCUUCAAAACAGUUUUACAAAAACAAGGGAGCUUCUUCAUUAUGUCGUUCAUAAAAAUAGCUAUUAUUUUCAGUACUAGUGAAUGCUAGUUUAUCUACGUGAUUUCUCAGUUUCAUCAUUCGCUGUGAUCCUGCCUAUGUAAAAUGGUUGGUUUGUUUGCAUCAAGAAUGUACGGUUGAACUUCCAGCCUCAGUAAUCAGCUACUUGUAGUUGAAACUAUGCUUGUUGUUCCCUUUUGACUGGAUAGCAUGUGAGAGCUUUUAUGUUAUAAGAAUUAUGGAAGAUUAGCCUAAACAAAGAUGGUGAUCCCCACUGUUAUGAUUUUUGAAGAUUGUUAUUUCACUUUUGACAUAACCUAUUUCCCAUUAAAGGUGGAUGCGCCGAAAAUAUUGAAUACAUGAGCAAUAAGCUAAGCUUCUCUGCUAAAUAAUAAGUUCUCAGAAUCGACUAUGUUCUGUAUUAAAUAAGUAAAGGGUAAAAAACAAUGGUAAUUAAUCAACUUAUGGCGAAAUUUCAUGUUAGUCACCUAACUUAAAUUUUGUACUGAAGUUUGCUUUUUGUUUGAGUUCAUUCACUCGGUUAAACUCCGUAGUUUUUCCAAGGGUAUGUCCUAUGUGGAAGACUUGUUUAUGCCACACUAGAUUGCUGUCUUCCACAUUGAACAUUCUGUUAUUAAACUACUGGGCUUUAAUUGACUGACUAGACUAAAAAAGGCAAACAUUAAUGUCAACUGUGGAACAAAAUUCAGUUUUGUGAGAAACAUGAAACUUGAAAAUAAAUAGUUGCUAAUGCUCAGUAAAUUUACUUGAAAAUUUUCGAUGCUCAGUAUGUGUACUUGAAAAUUUUGCUAAUGCUCAGUGUUCAAAAUUUAAUAAAUAGUUUCUAAUCUGGAAUAUAGGCAGAUCUAAUAUUGAAAUUAAGCUGAAUCUGUCAAUCUGGUUCUUCUUCGUUUGCAUUGUUCCAACUUUUGUGAAAGUCUAACGCACUGUUUUGUUUGAGGAAAUGCAUAUUUAGCCUUCAAUUAUGCUGUGUGAAGCAAUGACAUUUAUGCAUUUGGAUCAUUUAGUACUUUUCUAUUAAUUUCGGAAUUAUUAUGUUGGUGUUUCCCUAAUAGUCCCUCCUGUUUUGAGUAUGUAACAUAUCUCCCCUCCCGGAAUCAUUUCUACGCUGUUCUCUUUACAAACUGUCUCCUCCCAUCCUAUCCUGAGUAUCUAAAUAUGGACUAAAGAGAGCAGAGCUGAAUCUUGUUCCCAACCUGGAUAUGGUGGAUUUUGACCCCUUUACUAUCUCUUUAUUCUUUAAUUGUGUUUCACUUCAUUUGUUUUCUUCUUCUUCUCUCCCUCCCUCCCUCCCUCCCUCUCUUAAUUUUUUUUUAAAGGAGAAUUGGUCAAGAGGAUGUGCUGAGCAGUUGUGGGGAUUCUUGCCCUGUUUGUGGCCAAAAGUCACAACUUGGAACAAAGUACUGUUAGAUGCUCAAAUACUCGAUUAUGUUUUCAUUUCCCCCUUUGACAUCUAAUUAACUCUAAUUUAUGUUGGAAAAUUCCAACAUAAAUUAAUUGUGGCUUUUUCCCCCAAAUAUUGAACUAUAUCUAUUACUGAUUUAUGCUA
Messenger RNA from Olea europaea var. sylvestris, 5275 nucleotides. RefSeq lists its product as uncharacterized. NCBI's taxonomy places the organism in Eukaryota, Viridiplantae, Streptophyta, Magnoliopsida, Lamiales, Oleaceae. The coding region runs from base 70 to 2670 and encodes 866 amino acids. Gene Ontology annotation, molecular function: protein binding; RNA binding; metal ion binding. The record is from RefSeq and is a predicted model, not a curated record. The transcript has 5 exons.